Lycium ferocissimum is the source of this 1865-nucleotide messenger RNA. Its product is annotated as mitochondrial phosphate carrier protein 1, mitochondrial-like. The record is from RefSeq and is a predicted model, not a curated record. Gene Ontology annotation, molecular function: phosphate transmembrane transporter activity. Gene Ontology annotation, biological process: mitochondrial phosphate ion transmembrane transport. The transcript is spliced from 6 exons. Bases 201 to 1142 code for a protein of 313 amino acids. Gene Ontology annotation, cellular component: mitochondrial inner membrane. NCBI's taxonomy places the organism in Eukaryota, Viridiplantae, Streptophyta, Magnoliopsida, Solanales, Solanaceae.
UUUCUCAGAAUUUUCCCCAAGGAAUAUUUAAGAACUAAACUUUAUUUUGCUCUUUCUAAAGUCUUGCCUAAAACCCUUUCCAAAUUUUUUGGAAGAUCCAUCAAAAAAUUGAAACUUUGGCUGUAACAUAUGGGUUGAAGAAGAAGAAAAAACAAAGUGGGGUUUUUGUUGAAAACCCAAAAAAGAUUGAAUCUUUAAAUAUGGGUAAAUUAAUUGGAGGAAAAGUAUGUGAAGAAUUCACAGCAGGGUAUUAUGGGGUUUGUACUAUUGGUGGUAUGCUUAGUGCUGGAACUACUCAUCUUGCUAUUACUCCUCUUGAUGUUCUCAAAGUUAAUAUGCAGGUGCACCCUAUCAAGUAUAAUAGCAUUUCAACAUGCUUUACGACUUUGCUGAAAGAACAAGGUCCCUCGGCCUUUUGGCGAGGCUGGGCUGGGAAGUUUUUUGGCUAUGGUGUUCAGGGUGCUUGUAGAUUUGGUCUGUACGAAUACUUUAAGAAAGUAUACUCAAAUAUACUGGUCGAUCAGAACAAGAGUUUGGUAUUUCUCGCCAGCAGCGCAUCAGCUGAAUUAAUUGCUAAUGUAGCUCUUUGUCCGUUUGAGGCCAUUAAAGUUCGUGUGCAAGCUCAGCCUCAUUUUGCAAAAGGCCUCUCUGAUGGUUUUCCGAGAAUAUAUGCAUCAGAAGGCUUCCAUGGGUUAUACAGGGGGCUUAUUCCGCUACUGGGCCGUAAUAUACCAUUCUCGAUAGUUAUGUUCUCAACCUUUGAACAUACAGUGAAUUUGCUUUAUAAAAAAUUAAUCCAAAAAAGGAGGGAAGAUUGUUCAAAAGCUCAGCAGCUCACCAUAACUUGUUUAGCUGGAUAUGCUGCUGGAUCUGUUGGUAGUAUUAUUUCUAAUCCUGCUGACAACAUUGUUGCUUCUCUUAACAACAAGAAGGCCAGUAGCCUAAAGCUGGCUGUGAAGAAAAUUGGGUUUCUUAAUUUGUUUACUAGAAGUCUUCCUAUUAGGAUAAUGCUAGUUGGACCGGUUGUGACUUUGCAGUGGUUGUUCUACGACUCCAUUAAAUUAUUAAGUGGAUUGCCAACCAGUGGACAUUUAAUCAAAGAUACAGAGGAAGGGGAAAAGGCUCAAAGUCAUUCAAGAUGAAAGCUGCCAUACAUCAGUCUAUGGAUAUACCGAGCAUGCGAAUACUCUUGCAGCUAAUUUAGCAAAUAGGGUGAACUAGCGACCCUCUUAACUGUUUUUGGAAAAUGCUUGAUCAUAUACCAACAAAUAAGACGUACAUCGUACAGGCCAUUUUUUUGUUUCCGCAAUUAGCUCUCUUUGCUGACUGAUUCUAGAGUGGGACACUGACUAUUUUGAGCUACCUGAAGAAGGUGAAUUUUUUUUCACGAGAAGAGAGGGUUUCUCUCCGUGAUGCACUAACUUAUACAACAUUGUAGAAGUUGUCUCUGUGACACAGAUAAAGGAUUUAAGAGAUUCCACCAGCUAGAACCAUAGUUCUGGCUGUCGGAUUUUUGAUGAAUUGCUCUCGUACCAACAAAAAUGUUGACUGCUUUUUGAGUAUGUUAUAGUUUUCGGCAUCUGGCAAAAUUUGAUUUACCAAUUUCUCGUGGCACAGCCAGAAUUUUGAUAAAGCAUGAUGAACUCAUAUGAUUUGUAUGAUCUUAACAUCACUCUAUGCUCAAGUGAGCACCUUACUUGUUUAUUUGUUGCUUUAAAGUGUGAAUCCAUUUUGUAAAGAUUGUAUACUGGGAGAUACAAGGGCAUUUUGUCUCAAUCCUCCAUGUUAGGAAUUGGACCAUAUUGACACAAGUUCUUCCAAGAGGUCUCAACUCUGUUCUUUUAUUUGCGAAAAUAUGGGGGCAA